Molecule: messenger RNA, 1056 nt
Organism: Lindgomyces ingoldianus
Lineage: Eukaryota; Fungi; Ascomycota; Dothideomycetes; Pleosporales; Lindgomycetaceae
Exons: 2
Coding region: 1-1056 (351 amino acids)
Biological process (GO): DNA damage response
Cellular component (GO): nucleus
Molecular function (GO): polyubiquitin modification-dependent protein binding; single-stranded DNA binding; metalloendopeptidase activity
Source: RefSeq, a predicted model, not a curated record
AUGCCCAUCACGGACGAGGACGCCGCGCUCCAGGCCAUAGCAGCGCUGGAAUGCCUCUCAGAAGAGCAGAAGUCCGCCCUGGACUCCAUCAACAGCAUGUUGAAUAAUGAUGAACCAUUCGUGGAUAUCCAUGAGCUGUUCAGGCUCUACAACACUCUGUAUUUCCGAGACCUCCUCGUACCCCGAGUUGAGGUGACAUGGUCACCGCGAUUGACCCUCUGCGCCGGAAUAUGUGAGCUCUCCAAGGACCCCUCCACCGGGAAAUUCACACGCAUCCGCUUGAAAAUGUCCACGCCACUUCUGCAAUACCGUCCUCGCUCAGACACCAUAAACACGCUCCUCCACGAGGCCAUCCACGCCUAUUUCUUCGUAAUUACCUCCUGGCGACACUUCCGCGGCGAUGACGGCACUGGGCAUGGCGUCGGCUUUCAACUCCUUGCCGACGCAAUCAACAACCAUGGAAACUACGAGAUAACAAUAUAUCACACCUUCCAUGACGAGGUGGAUAGCUAUCGUACGCACGUUUGGCAGUGCGAUGGUCAUUGUAGAAAUCAACCUCCGUACUUUGGUUUGGUGAAGCGGAGUAUGAAUCGGCCCCCUGGAAAGGCCGACUCUUGGUGGUCGAGACAUCAGGCUGAGUGUGGAGGGGUCUAUACGAAGAUUCAGGAGCCGGAGCCUACGAGGAAGCAGAAGGAGGCUUUGAGUAGGAAGGAAAGGGCUGGACGGCAGAAAAACAAGAUUGAUGGAUGGGUGAGGGUGGAAGCGGCGGGAAAACCGGGCGCAGAGGGCAAAACUUCUGCUAGCCCAGUCGAACGAAAUGGGGAGGGUAAAACCUCAGCCAGAAUCUUCAAUGGGAAGCGGAAGACGGAGAUAAUCUCGUCGUCGGGCAAGAGCUCUACUGCAGGCCAGAAACGGCUAAGGGCUGAUGAUGAUGAUGAUGAUGAUGGCGAGGUUCUGAUCGUAGAGAAGAGAGUCCUUGUCGAGUGUCCAAUACGUAGCGUUCAAGUAGUCGAACCAGAAAUCAAUGAGCACCUCGACGUGGUGCAUCCUGUUUAA